Messenger RNA from Camarhynchus parvulus, 2798 nucleotides. RefSeq names its product rhomboid 5 homolog 2 (gene RHBDF2). Gene Ontology annotation, molecular function: serine-type endopeptidase activity. The coding region runs from base 232 to 2700 and encodes 822 amino acids. Lineage: Eukaryota; Metazoa; Chordata; Aves; Passeriformes; Thraupidae. Gene Ontology annotation, biological process: regulation of protein secretion; regulation of epidermal growth factor receptor signaling pathway. The record is from RefSeq and is a predicted model, not a curated record. The transcript is spliced from 19 exons. Gene Ontology annotation, cellular component: endoplasmic reticulum membrane.
CCCGCCCCCCAGCCCCGCCCGGCCCAGGUGGAGGCGGCGGCGCUGCCGCGGGACCGGCCCCGGCACCGGGAGUGGCACCGGGGGCAGGAGCGGAGCGAGGAGGAAUUCAGCCGUGUCCCAGAGCUCCCGUGUGUGAAGGACAGAAGCAGAGGAAGGCUGCUGUGCGUGUUUGGCAUCACUGCACAGGAUCCCUGUCACUCUUAUGAGCCUGCCAGCCACCCCCAGCCGGAGAUGUCAGCCGGGGACAAGAACGGGGGCAGCCGCUCCAGCAGCAGCAGCCGCCUGCAGAGCAAGAAGCCGCCCAACCUGUCCAUUGUCAUCCCGCCCCGCGAGGCCGAGGAGGAUGGCGCCCGCAAGGAGCCCCCCAAGGUGCCCGUGUACCGCAAGAGCAAGAGCCUGCAGGAGCCGCGCCCGGAGCGCCGGCCCGGCUUCCGCCGGCAGACGUCCCUGUCCCAGAGCAUCCGCAAGGGCACGGCGCAGUGGUUUGGUGUCAGCAGUGACUGGGAGGGGAAGCGGCAGCAGUGGCAGCGCAAGAGCCUGCAGCACUGCAGCAUGAGGUACGGCAAGCUGAAGCCCGCCUAUCGCGACAUGGAGCUGCCCAGCCAGGAGGUGCCCUCCUUCCAAGCCACCGAGUCGCCCAAGCCCGCCAAGAUGCCCAAGAUCGUGGACCCGCUGGCCAGGGGCCGUCCCUUCCGCCAUCCCGACGAGACCGACCGUCCCCACACGCCCCACCACGUGCUGCCCCCGCUCACCCCCGGCGUGGUCUCCUUGGCGUCCUUCAACAGCAUCCGCUCGGGCUACGGCCGCCUGCCGCGCAGGAAGAGGGAGUCUGUGGCCCACAUGAGCUUCAAGGCGGCCGCAGCCCUCCUCCGUGGGCGCUCUGUCCUGGAGCCGCUGGCUCCCAAGCAGAGGAGCAAGAGGAGCUUCCUGUACCCCAGCUUCAUGGACGAGGACAUGGUGGAUGCUGCUGAUACCCUGGACUCCUCCUUCUUCAGUAAGAUGGACAUGCACGAUGAGACGUACUCCAUGCCCGAUGACGUCUUUGAGUCACCUCCUCUCUCGGCCACGUACCUACGCAUGCACCAGGUGGCAGAGGAAGCCAGGGUGUCCCCUGAGGUGGAGCAGCCCACCCCGCGGGAGGGUGCCCGGCUGGCCUCGGUGCCGGGCGGCACGGCUCCGCGGCGGGGCAGGCGAAUCGCCUCCAAGGUGAAGCACUUCGCCUUCGACCGCAAGAAACGCUACUACGGGCUGGGUGUGGUGGGCAAGUGGCUGAACAGGACCUACCGGCGCAGCCUGAGCAGCAUCGUGCAGUCCCAGCUGGAGAUCACCGACAGCCACCGGCCGUAUUUCACAUACUGGAUCACCUUUGUGCACAUUCUCAUCACUCUGCUGGUCAUCGGCACCUACGGCAUCGCCCCCAUUGGCUUCGCCCAGCACGUGACGACAGAGUUAGUGCUGAGGAACAAGGGUGUCUAUGAGAGUGUCAAGUACAUCCAGCAGGAAAACUUCUGGAUUGGGCCCAGCUCGAUCGACCUGAUCCACCUGGGAGCCAAGUUCUCCCCGUGCAUCCGGAAGGACCGGCAGGUGGAGCGGCUCAUCCAGCGCGAGCGGGACCGGGAGCGGGGCUCCGGCUGCUGCGUGCAGAACGACAACUCCGGCUGCAUCCAGACCCUGCCCCAGGACUGCUCGGAGACACUGGCAACAUUCAUCAAGUGGCCGGGCAGCAACGCACCAGCCAUGGGCUCGGGAGAGAAGAGGACCUCGGGGGCUGUGUGUCACCAGGACCCCAGGACGUGUGAGGAGCCUGCGUCCAACCCACCCCAUGUGUGGCCAGACGACAUCACCAAGUGGCCGAUCUGCACCUACGAGACCAAAACCAACCACACGGGCUUGGCCCACCUGGACUGCGAGAUCAAGGGCAGGCCCUGCUGCAUCGGCACCAAGGGCAGCUGCGAGAUCACCACGCGGGAGUACUGCGACUUCAUGCACGGCUACUUCCACGAGGAGGCAACGCUCUGCUCGCAGGUGCACUGCCUGGAUGAGGUCUGUGGGCUCCUGCCCUUCCUGAACCCAGAGGUCCCUGACCAGUUCUACCGCCUGUGGCUGUCCCUGUUCCUGCACGCUGGCAUCAUCCACUGCCUGGUGUCGGUGACGUUCCAGAUGACAGUGCUGCGGGACCUGGAGAAGCUGGCAGGCUGGCACCGCAUCUCCAUCAUCUUCAUCCUCAGUGGCAUCACGGGCAACCUGGCCAGUGCCAUCUUCCUACCCUACAGGGCAGAGGUGGGCCCUGCCGGCUCCCAGUUUGGCUUGCUGGCCUGCCUCUUCGUGGAGCUCUUCCAAAGCUGGCAAGUGCUGGAGAAACCCUGGAAAGCCUUCCUCAACCUCUUUGGCAUCGUCCUCUUCCUCUUCAUCUGUGGCCUCUUGCCCUGGAUCGACAACAUUGCCCACCUGUUUGGUUUCCUGAGCGGGCUCCUGCUGUCCUUCGCCUUCCUGCCCUACAUCACCUUCGGCACGGUGGACAAGCUGCGCAAGCGCGCCAUGAUCAUCGUGUCCCUGCUGGUCUUCCUGGGGCUCUUUGCCUCGCUGGUGGUGUGGCUCUACGUGUACCCCGUGAACUGGCGCUGGGUGGAGUACCUGACCUGCCUGCCCUUCACCAGCAAGUUCUGCGAGAAGUACGAGCUGGAGCAGGUCCUGCACUGACCCUGCUGCACGGCCCGUGUUCCCGUGGGGUGGGUGCUCCCCAGCCUGUGGGAGAUGGUGGUGGCUGCUCCAGGAUGGGGCAGACUCUGGGCAUGGCU